AACAAUAAUUAUCGCAAAAACAUUACCAACUUAUUGUGUAAAAAAUAAUAGUAAUUACAAUUUUAGAGAAGAUACGACAGUGAAAUAAUAUACAUUUUUUACAUACCAUAAAUAUUGGAAAAUCAGAAAAAUAAAUGGAAAAUUGAAAUAGUAAACUCUGAAAUAGAAAAAAAUUAUUUAUAUUUGACAAGUAGCUCGCUGGAGAAUUUUGUGAUGUGGGCUGAAGUGGGGACAGUUGAAAUAGUUGCAAAAUAUUAAAUCGAAUAAUACAAUUUUAUUGUGUGUGAGAUCAGUUCUAAAAAAAAUUGGUUUUAUUUCUAAGUAAACAUUUAAAUUUUAAUUAGUCUGUUUUCAAUAUGCCUACAUUUGAGGAUCAAUUACAAAUAAUUCAUCAAGAAAUUUCCAUUAAUGAUGAAGAUCGGCAGCCAUACACCGAAAUGUAUAACACAAUUAGAGAUUGGCUCAUGAAGGAAAUGUGCGAAGCUGAUCUGGUUUUUAAAGAAAUGUACAAGGGGACUUCAUUGUUUGGUAGCUAUCCAAAUCGCGUACGCAUUAUUAAGCCAAGCGAAUUUGAUGUUUUUAUUUUAUUGGACCUACCAUUUGAAUUCAAAGUCAAAACACAUCCCGAUAGGCCUGGAUUUGUACAAAUAAGAAGCGAUGAAUGGAAAUAUUACGCAACAAAUUCAAAAACUAAAAAAAAAUAUAGAGCACUGUUUCGACAAUAUAUAAUAAGGGGUUUAAAUCGCAACAAACUCAAGCGAUGGAUAGAAAGUAUAAUCGAAUAUGUACUGUCAUGCAGACCCCCACCAAAUGGCUACACUAUCAAAUAUACCUGUUGUAGUGUGGCACACCAAAUCUAUGUCCGAGAAGAACGAGCGCCCUAUAAAACAAUUUCGAUUGAUUUUGUACCAGCCAUACGUAUGCCAAAAGAAUACAUGAAGCCAUUAGUAAGAAAAAGGGCAUGUCUAAAAGAUGAAUACUAUGAAACUUUUGUAGCUAUACCAAAGCCUUUGGUUGGUUGUGGUUCCAGACAUUCCAGAAAACUUACAUUUCAACUGGUUAAUCCUGUGGCCGAACGUGACAUAAUAUGGGAUAAACAGAACUUAAAAGUUGUAUAUCGUCUAUUGAAAUCCUUGCGUAAUCAAUAUAAGUUGCGUCGUUUAAAAAGCUAUUUCCUGACAGCAGUCUUCUUGCGACAAGUUACCAAGUGCAAUGAUACGUUUUGGCAACAAUCUGUCAGUUAUAUAUUUCUUUAUAUGUUAGACAAAUUGAUUGUUUAUUUUCAACAAGGCAAUUUGCCAUACUAUUGGGUAUCGGAUUUUAAUUUACUAAGCAUUUUGAAACCUGAAGAAAUUGACGAUUAUACCGAUAUCUUAAUAGAUGCCUAUAAUGAUCUUACUAUAUUGGAGAAUCAAAAUUCGGUAUCGUUUGAUGAAGUGGCUGAACAUUUCAUGAUAACUUGAAAAGAUUUGGAAUAAUUAAGAAUAUAAACAGGAAGUUGUUUGUCUUUAUUUUUUAUUUAUUUUAAAUAAUUUUCUUAAUAUUUAAUUAUAUAUUUACAUAAUAUGUUUGUAUGUUCGUACCUUAUGCAUUAAAAUGAAUUUCUUUUAAAAUAAAAUUGACCUUAUUUUAUGUUUUAACAAAAA
Molecule: messenger RNA, 1646 nt
Organism: Calliphora vicina (urban bluebottle blowfly)
Lineage: Eukaryota; Metazoa; Arthropoda; Insecta; Diptera; Calliphoridae
Product: cyclic GMP-AMP synthase-like receptor 1
Exons: 5
Coding region: 357-1463 (368 amino acids)
Source: RefSeq, a predicted model, not a curated record